Messenger RNA from Dovyalis caffra, 174 nucleotides. NCBI's taxonomy places the organism in Eukaryota, Viridiplantae, Streptophyta, Magnoliopsida, Malpighiales, Salicaceae. The record is from the annotation of a GenBank genome assembly.
AUGACCGUAAAACCCUCAACGACGGCGGGGAAGAAGUCCACAAAAGCAGAGAAGAAGGAGCACUACGACGGGAAAGUAUGUCGUCUCCUGGACGAAUACUCUCAAAUAAUUUAUAAUACACUUGAUGGAGAAGCUAAAAGAAGUGGCGGGUGUAUUUUUCACACAAAUACUUGA